Messenger RNA from Quercus lobata, 4651 nucleotides. RefSeq names its product TMV resistance protein N-like. Gene Ontology annotation, molecular function: ATP hydrolysis activity; protein binding; ADP binding. The record is from RefSeq and is a predicted model, not a curated record. NCBI's taxonomy places the organism in Eukaryota, Viridiplantae, Streptophyta, Magnoliopsida, Fagales, Fagaceae. The transcript is spliced from 8 exons. Gene Ontology annotation, biological process: signal transduction; defense response. Bases 297 to 4052 code for a protein of 1251 amino acids.
GCGCACCAACUCUGACAACCUCUUUUGUUAAUUUGUUUUCCUUCUCUCUCCAGCACUGCAAGUCUGCAAUGUCAUCAUCCUCAUGCUAACCUCACCUUUAUUUUUAUUCUUCUUCCCUUUCUUUGCAGCUCAGCGCUAAGCUAACCCAAAUCUCAAUUUUCAACCUCACUUGCUUUCAUCUUCUAAGAUUUUCCCGUCAGCAACUUUUCAGUUUACGCACCGAAAUCUAUUUCUUGUUUCUUUUUUUCGGUGACUGAAAUUUUUGGUCAUUGAUCCAAUUUCUUCCAUAUCCUUCUAUGUCCACUCAAACAGAUUCCUCCUCCUCUUCUUCUUCUUCUUCUUCUUCUUCUUCUUCUUCUUUGAAAUACGAUGUGUUCCUUAGUUUUUGCAGAGUUGACACCUGCAAGAAUUUUACAGACCAUCUAUAUAUUGCUUUGAGACAAAAGGGUAUUAUCACCUUCAGGGAUGAUGAUGAGAUACUUGAGCAAGGAAAGUAUAUUUCUUCGCAGCUCUUGAAGGCAAUAGAAGAGUCCAAGUAUGCAAUCAUCGUUCUCUCAACAAACUAUGCUUCUUCAAGGUGGUGCUUGGUUCAACUAGCUAAGAUUGUUGAAUGCAUAGAAGAGACCAAGUUGACAGUUUUGCCCAUCUUUUACCAUGUUGAUCCCUCCGAUGUACGGAACCAGACGGGUACUCUUGCUGAAGCCUUUGAGAAGCAUGAAAAAGAUCCCAAGAUUAACAAAGAGGAUGUGCAAGCAUGGAAAGCUGCUUUGAAAGAAGUGGGCAAUAUCUCUGGAUGGGAUUUACAUGAUAGGCAUGAAUCAAUAAUUAUCCAAGAGAUCCUUGAAAGGAUAUCUAGUGAAUUGAAUCUUAUAUUUCAAAGUACAAUUUCCAUGGAACUUGUUGGAAUAGAAUCCCGUGUGAUGGAAAUGUUGGAUUUAUAUUUAGUUGAAGGGUCGGGUGGUGUUCGCUUUGUUGGGAUUUGUGGGAUGGGUGGUAUGGGUAAAACAACUCUUGCACUAGAAAUUUAUGAAAGAAUUUCAGGUAGCUUUGAAGCUAGCAGCUUUAUAGCUGAUGUAAGAGAAAAAACUAAAAAUCAUCAUCUAGUUUCUUUACAAGAACAACUUCUUUCUAACAUCCUUAAAGGAAGUAGAAAAAAUAUAUCAAAUGUUUUUGAGGGGAUCAAUAUUAUAGGGAAUAGACUACGUAAUAAAAAAGUUCUUAUUGUUCUUGAUGAUGUGGAUGGAGAAGAACAACUAGAAGCAUUAGUUGGAAACCAUGAUUGGUUUGGUUCAGGGAGUAGAAUAAUUGUAACAAGUAGAGAUAGCCACUUGUUGAGAAGAUGUGGUAUGGAUGUUAUAUAUACAGUCAAGGGAUUGAAUAACAAUGAUGCUUUGUGGCUUUUUAGUUGGAGAGCUUUCAAGAAACCCUAUCCUAAAGAAAAUUAUGUGGAUUUGUCUAAGGACUUGGUGAAUUAUGCCAAUGGCCUUCCUUUGGCUCUUAAAGUUUUAGGUUCUUUGUUGUUUGAAAAAAGAAUAGAUGAAUGGAAAAGUGCCUUAUAUAAACUAAAACAAGAACCUGAUAGAAACAUUGUAAAUAUACUUCAAAUAAGUUUUGAUGGUCUGAUGGAUACCCAAAAAGAUUUGUUUUUGGAUAUUGCAUGUUUUUUCAAAGGAGCGAACAAAGAUUGCGUAAGAGAUAUAUUAGAAAGUUUUGGAUACUAUCCAAACUACAAUAUUGAUGUUCUUAUGGACAAAUCGCUCAUAACCAUUAAUAGAGAGGGAACUUUGUUGAUGCAUGAUUUGCUACAAGAAAUGGGUCAAGAAAUUGUUCGUCGUGAAUCCCCUGAAGAGCCUGGUCAUCGAAGUAGGUUAUGGCUUUAUGAGGAUGUCCUUCAUAUAUUGAAAAAUAAUACUGGAACAAAGGUUGUUGAAGGCAUAAUGCUAAACAUUCCAAUUGAAGCAAAGGAACACUUAAGUGCUAAAGCCUUCUCAAAGAUGAAAAAUUUGAGAUUGCUUAAAAUUAAUAGUAUGAAACCUCCACAAGGCCUUAAUAGAGGUCAUGUCCAACUUCCACAAGGCCUCAAUUAUCUUUCUAAUGAGUUACGCAUAAUAGAUUGGCAUGGAUAUCCUUUAAAAUCCAUGCCAACCAGUUUCCAACUAAACAAACUUGUUGAACUAAGAAUGCGUUAUAGUGACAUCAAACAACUAUGGAAAGGAAUUAUGAUUUUAAAUCAGUUAAAACUCAUUGACCUCAGUGAUUCUCAAAACUUGAUUGAGAUCCCGGACCUUAGUGGAGUCCCAAAUCUUAAGCAAUUGAUCCUCCAACGUUGUACAAGACUCUAUAAGAUACAUGUAUCUCUUGGAGAUCUCAAAAGGCUUAUUCGAUUGGAUUUGAAUGGUUGUAAAUGUCUCAAAAGCCUUCCUCACAAGAUCAACUUGGAAGCUCUUGAAACUUUUAUUAUUUCUGGUUGUUCAAAACUGAAGAAAUUUCCAUAUAUUGUGGAAAAUAUGCCAUGUUUGUGGAAACUUUGUUUGAGUGAGACUGCUAUAAAAGAUUUAUCAUUAUUAGUGAUACACUCAACUGGCCUUAUAGAAUUGGAUCUAAGAGAUUGCAAAAACCUUUCAAGUCUCCCUAUUGCAAUUUGUACUUUGAUGUCUCUAAAAACUCUCAAUUUAUCUGGCUGCUCAAAACUUGACGAAUUGCCAGAAAAUUUGGGGAAAAUCGAAGGUUUGGAGGUGUUAAACUUGAGUGGGACUGCUAUAACGGACCUACCUUCAUCCGUUGUCCACUUAAAAAAUCUCAAAGUACUAUCUCUCUCUGGAUGCGUGGGGUUAUCAUCUAAUAAGCUCACAAGGUUUCCUUUAUUGCAACCUAGAAGAAGUCCAGAUCCCAUGGGCAUGAUAGAGCGUUAUUUAAUAGGCUUUUGCUCUUUGACCGAACUUGAUCUAAGUUAUUGCAAUGUUCAGACAAUUCCUAAUGUUCUUGGGUGCUUGUCAUCUUUAGAAUGUUUAAAUCUAAAGGGAAAUAAUUUUGUUUGCCUUCCUGAAAGUAUAAUUCAACUAUCUAAUUUGACAUCUCUUUUUAUGGGUGGUUGCACUCAUCUUCGAAUGUUGCCUAAGCUUCCAUUAAAUGUUAAGUAUAUUGAUGCAACAGAGUGUACCUCACUGGAAACAUUAUCAUUAAGACCAGAAUAUGAUUUUCGGGCAGACUUUCGUCUUCUCAAUUGCGACAAAUUGAUCAAGAAUCAAGGCUACGGUGACCUAUUUCCAACAAUGCUAAGACGUUUUAUCAUUAAUCCCCAGUUUGCUUACCAUGUCGUGAUUCCUGGGAGUGAAAUUCCAAAAUGGUUUAGCCACCAAAAUGUGGGGGCUUCAGUGAAUCUAGAUUUAUCAUGUAACAAAUUGAUGGGAAUUGUUGUGUGCGCUGUUUUUGUAUUCCGCCAGCAUCAUCCACUUCACCAACUUCAUAUUCAAGAUUAUGGAUAUAUGAUAGGUACGCAUGAACUUCAUUGUUUCUUUGGUCAAUGUUAUGGUUCGGGCAUUGUUUUAUCUGAGGAAUUUGGUAAGAUUGAAUCGUAUCAGCUUUGGCUGGAAUAUAUUCCCUCUACAAACUCUGAAGCGACAUGGAAAGAAAUAUUGAAUAAAGUCGAUGGUAAUGGAUUCAGCCAGAUUGAAGUUAAAUUUGAACCGUUCGGUCCAGGAUUGGAGGUUAUGAAAUGCGGGGCCCAUCUGGUAUCCAAGCCAGACAUUGAAGACCUAAUAAACCAAAAUAAGGCUGGGCCUAGCAGCUGCAUCAUCACUCCUCAUGAUGAGGAUGGUUUUGAGGAUUCAGAAAAAGAUACCAAAAUUAAGCGAAGCCGUGAUGACUCUGAUGGGGAAGGGGCUGGACCUAGUGGAGAAGCUACCUCUAAUGAUGUAGACGAACCACACCCAAAGAGGAUAAGACUCCCUAAUCUGAUUGAAAGAUUAUUUCCACGUUUGGGAAAUUGGCUUGGGAAUUCAAGCACACAAGAACAAGGUGACUCUGAUUGCGAGGAAGAGAAAUCCCAGUGAAAUUGGUAGCUUUGAUGAAAUUGGCUAAUCAACUUUCUUGUCUUUGACUUUUUGUUCGUUUUAGUUUGGCAAUUUGUUUUCUCAUUUCUGCCAGCACUGCUGAUCAACUUUUUUUCUCUCUGAUUUUAUUGUACCUCAUACUGGAUACGAAGAAGUAUUUAUUUGGACCUUGUUGAAAAGGAGAAACUGUCACGUUGCUAGCUGACGAAAAAGCAUGUGGAAUUGAUUGUGCAUUGAUGUGGCUGUCCUACAUAUUGCGUGGGGUCACUUCCAGAGUGGUUGAAUCAAUACAAUUGCAUUGAAGCUUCAAUUGCUAGCAGUUGCACAAGCUUGACAGUGCAGAAGUAUGGGCUUUGUCACUUCAUGGGUUCUUUAUCUGAUAAUUUGGGUUACAUUUGUCAACUGAUGGUUGAUAAUAGAGAAACAAAUAAGCAAAAUUGUAAUGGUAAAGCAAUACCCAGUAGAAUUUGAAGCUGUCAUGAGGAAGUUCAACCCAUAAGCUCAGAAUUUCCAUUGAUUCCAUGCUUAAUGACAAGGGAAAACAAGUUGUAGAAUAACCUCUCCUCUGCUUGCACUGCUGCCUUUAUUACUUUUGAGCU